AUGGCAACAAAUAUCAUUAACCCAUACUUAAUUACAGACGUUUUGAUAAUAAUUCUUAAAAAUCUCGGCAUUCGUGAUUUACUUUCAGCGCUUCAAGUUAAUCGAGAAUGGAGUCAAGUCGCCGUUCCAAUGUAUUGGAGGGCACCAUUUAGUUAUACAAAAAAAAGGAGCUUACUCGCAUUAAAGAUUUACCGAUUGUUUCUCGAACAAAAAAACGAUCAAAAAAAUUCAUCUCAAAUAACUAUUCCAACGCUUUACGAUUAUCCAUUUUUUCUCAAAGAACUCAACUACACAAACCUACUAGAGCUUGACAAAGAAAUUAUAAAUGUUAAAGCAAUACUUAAAAUGAUGACAGAUCGUGAAAUUCGUCUAAAUACUUUCAUUAUGGAUAAUACCGGUACAAAUAAAGAAACCAUUUACGGAUUAUGGGCAAGAUCAUGCUAUGCCCCAAUAUUUAGUUCUCUUGUUCAUGUUGAAAUACAUGCGCCAUUUCGAAAAAAUGGUGUUAUAAAAGCAUUAGCAGAUAAUUGCACCAAGCUGUUCCACCUCGAUAUAAAUCUUUAUGAUAAUUCUAUUGUGCAUAAUGAAGAAUUGCUCAACGAUCUUAGUAAACUCUUUUCUGCUCAGAAACGCCUUUUAAAUAUUCGAUUAAUUUUUCCUAAUGGACCUGGAAAAAUGCUAAUUAAAAUAUUACAAUCAAGAUUUGAAUCCUUUAAACACCUUGAACUUGCAAAGUGGAAUUUCAACGAUUGCGAUUGGAAAUGGUUAAAGAAAUGUUCAAAUUUAACGGAAUUUGCAAUAACAAACCCUCAAAUUCAAGUCUCUGACAUUUUAGGUAAUAAAUACGAAAUUCAUCGCUUGAAGAUAUCAAAAAACUCCAAGAUUACAACUACGCAUUGGUGUUUUGACAAGAAUGAUAAAAUUCCCUCAGUUUCAAACUUUUACUUUCACCCAGUAAAACCUUCAGUGGAGCCAUAUCAUGAUGAGUCUGAAGUUGUGAUCAAACCAUUAGAUCAAUGA
This is a messenger RNA of Dentiscutata erythropus, 1020 nucleotides long. NCBI's taxonomy places the organism in Eukaryota, Fungi, Glomeromycota, Glomeromycetes, Diversisporales, Gigasporaceae. The record is from the annotation of a GenBank genome assembly.